Molecule: messenger RNA, 734 nt
Organism: Sclerotinia trifoliorum
Lineage: Eukaryota; Fungi; Ascomycota; Leotiomycetes; Helotiales; Sclerotiniaceae
Source: the annotation of a GenBank genome assembly
CUUUACAAUUUGUGUUAUAAGUUCAGCUGUGUUGAGGGGCAUUUAUAUACUACUACGCGUUUCUUUGGGUGCACUUGAAAGUUUAAAAGAAUCUCUUCAAUAAUUUCAUUUAAGGUUGUGUUUUAGAGCGUUAACGUUGUAAGUAUAUAUAUACCAUAUAGCAUUCCUAUCACCAUUACUGAUUACUAUGGCAGUCAAAGAAAAAUCCUCGACUCCAGUGCAUAGGAUUUAAGAAUCCGUGAGCGGUUCAGAAUCCAGCUUAUUACGUAUACAAUGCCAGAAGUGAGGUCGCAUCUGACCAAAUCCAUAUUCUCCACAAUCCUAAUGCAAAAGAAUCUAGGCAGAGCAAACUAUUGACGCCGACUACGAAGAGAUCGGAUGGUAUACUUUCGACGACAUUGAUGUGGAUAGAUGGAUGUCAUGGGAAGGUCCAUGUAGCUUUGAUUUAUCUGGUCCUAGUCGUAUCUCUAUUGGAACGAAUGGAGUAGUUUCUGUCAAUUAUGACACAUAUAAGCCACAGCAGGAUGUCCAUCUUCCCAGAGGGUGGUACGCAGUUGUUUGUAAUGCGAAAUUCAAACUGGUGUUGGGUACCUAGUUGAGCUACUAGGUAAUUUUCAGUAAGAGGAAAGGCAUUUCGACCUCUACUGAAACUCAACAUUAUUCCUACCCUAAAAUCACUGACAUCGUCGUUGUUGCCAAAAGAUAUCCCGAUGACAAGUAUCUAUAGACCUUCC